Carica papaya (papaya) is the source of this 3559-nucleotide messenger RNA. Its product is annotated as RNA helicase family protein. The record is from RefSeq and is a predicted model, not a curated record. Gene Ontology annotation, cellular component: intracellular anatomical structure; nucleus. Lineage: Eukaryota; Viridiplantae; Streptophyta; Magnoliopsida; Brassicales; Caricaceae. Gene Ontology annotation, molecular function: ATP binding; helicase activity; RNA binding.
UUUCAGUGUCCUAGCCAUGGGCUCUGUGUGCGAGAGUAAGCGACUUGGGGGUUAUAAAUGUCUCUUCGCAGACUCGGCGCUUCUUUUCCCUGUUCUUUCUGCAAACACUCAUUGCUAUUGGCGCCUCUGCGAAUAGACCCCAGACUUUCUUCAUUUCGGUAUCGCCUUCAGAUCUCAACUCUCGCUAUGCCUCACGGUCACAACUAUCAAGGCGGUCGCCGUGGCGGCGGCUCCUCAUCCGGUCGGGGCGGAGGUCGCCGUGGAGGAGGCGGAGGUGGAGGACGCGGAGGCGGACGCGGAGAGCAGCGUUGGUGGGACCCAGCCUGGAGAGCUGAGCGCUUACGGCAAAAAGCGGCUGAGAUGGAAGUUCUUGAUGAGAACGAAUGGUGGAGUAAGAUGCAGCAGAUGAAAAAUGGAGGAGAACAGGAAAUGAUAAUAAGACGCAAUUAUAGUCGCUCUGACCAGCAAACUCUCGGUGAUAUGGCUUAUCAGCUGGGCCUUCACUUUCAUGCAUACAAUAAAGGGAAAGCUCUUGUGGUUAGCAAAGUCCCAUUGCCAGAUUAUCGAGCAGAUCUCGACGACCGCCAUGGGUCCACCCAGAAAGAGAUUCAAAUGUCUACAGAAACUGAGAGGAGAGUCGGAGGUCUUUUGAAAAAUUCACAAGGGUUGAUCUCCAAUAAUGAUUCUGGUACGACAUCUUCCGUAGGAAACAAAGCAUCAUCAAUUGGUACAAAAGUAACGGAUCCCGUGUCUAAUCUGGGAAAUGAUUCUGCUAAGGAGAAACUCAAUAUUGAACUAAAGCAGAAGCAGGAAAAAAUGAAGGCAAGUCAGAGUGCAAAGGCAAUGCAGUCUUUCAGAGAAAAACUUCCUGCAUUCAAAGUCAGAGCUGAGUUUUUGAAAGCUGUUGCUGAAAAUCAGGUAUUAGUAGUCUCAGGAGAGACAGGAUGUGGUAAGACAACACAACUUCCUCAAUUUAUAUUAGAAGAGGAGAUAUCAUGUAUGCGGGGUGCUCAUUGCAACAUAAUCUGCACACAACCCCGUCGCAUAUCUGCAAUUUCUGUUGCAGCUCGAAUAUCCUGUGAAAGAGGAGAGUCUCUUGGUGAAUCUGUGGGUUAUCAGAUUCGCCUGGAAGCAAAACGCACUGAGCAAACACGUCUGUUAUUCUGCACAACUGGAGUAUUACUUCGUCAGUUGGUUCAGGACCCUAAUUUGACUGGUGUGAGCCAUUUGCUUGUGGACGAAAUUCAUGAACGGGGGAUGAAUGAAGAUUUUCUUUUAAUUAUUUUGCGGGACCUUCUACCACGGCGUCCCGACUUACGCCUUAUUCUGAUGAGUGCUACCAUUAAUGCCAAUCUGUUCUCAGAAUACUUUGGAAAUGCUCCUACCAUGCACAUACCAGGGUUGACCUUUCCUGUAGCAGAGUUUUUUCUAGAAGAUGUGCUGGAGAAAACUCAUUACAAUAUUAAAUCAGAGUUUGACAACUUCCAGGGGAAAUCAAGAAGAACAAGGACAGAAUCAGAAUCUGAGAAAGAUCCUUUAACUGCAGUAUUUGAGGAACUUGAUAUUAAUUCACACUACAGCCAUUAUGGCACAUCUACAAAACUUUCUCUUGAAGCUUGGUCUGCCUCACAGCUUGAUUUGGGUUUGGUGGAGUCAACAAUUGAGUACAUAUGUCGCAAAGAAGGUGACGGAGCAAUUCUUGUAUUCUUGACUGGCUGGGAUGAAAUUUCGAAACUUCUAGACAAAAUUAAAGCAAACAACUUUCUUGGGAACCUUAGCAAGUUUCUAGUCCUUCCCCUGCACGGCUCGAUGCCCACAAUCAAUCAACGUGAAAUUUUUGACCGUUCACCACCUAACAAGCGGAAAAUUGUUCUGGCAACUAAUAUUGCAGAGAGCAGUAUUACCAUUGAUGAUGUUGUGUAUGUUAUAGACUGCGGAAAGGCAAAAGAAACCAGUUACGAUGCUCUCAAUAAGCUUGCUUGCCUUUUACCUUCAUGGAUUUCAAAGGCUUCAGCCCAUCAGAGACGAGGUCGUGCUGGUCGUGUGCAACCUGGAGUUUGCUAUAGACUGUAUCCAGAAGUUAUCCAUGAUGCAAUGCCACAGUAUCAAUUACCUGAAAUUCUUCGAACUCCUUUGCAAGAAUUAUGCCUGCAUAUCAAAAGCUUGCAGCUUGGAGCUGUUGGAUCAUUUUUGGCAAAGGCUCUUCAGCCACCAGAUCCUCUUUCUGUUCAAAAUGCAAUUGAACUUCUUAAAACUAUUGGAGCUUUAGAUGAUAUGGAGGAGCUUACUCCACUUGGUAGCCAUCUUUGCACUCUACCUUUGGACCCAAAUAUUGGAAAAAUGCUUCUAAUUGGUGCUAUUUUUAAAUGCCUAAAUCCUGCUUUGACAAUUGCGGCCGCUCUGGCACAUCGAGACCCUUUUGUCCUGCCGAUAAAUAGGAAAGAGGAGGCUGAUGCUGCAAAAAGAUCGUUUGCUGGUGACUCCUGCAGCGACCACAUUGCACUUCUUAAAGCAUUUGAAGGAUAUAAGGAUGCAAAAUGUAAUGGACGAGAGAGAGCCUUCUGUUGGGAAAACUUUUUAUCCCCAGUAACCUUACAGAUGAUGGAGGAUAUGAGAAACCAGUUUCUGAAUCUUCUAUCAGACAUAGGCUUUGUUGACAAAUCCAAGGGUGCUAGUGCCUACAAUCAAUACAGUCAUGAUUUGGAAAUGGUAUGUGCAAUUCUUUGUGCUGGUCUCUAUCCAAAUGUUGUACAAUGCAAACGAAGAGGGAAACGUACAGCAUUCUACACUAAAGAAGUGGGAAAAGUUGAAAUCCAUCCUGCAUCUGUCAAUGCAGGAGUUCAUCUAUUCCCUCUUCCGUACAUGGUUUACAGUGAAAAGGUGAAAACAUCCGGUAUUUACAUCCGAGACUCAACUAAUAUAUCAGAUUACGCUUUGCUUAUGUUUGGUGGCAAUCUUAUUCCUAGCAAGACUGGAGAGGGUAUUGAGAUGCUUGGUGGUUACCUUCAUUUCUCUUCAUCAAAGAGUGUACUGGAAUUGAUCCGGAAAUUGCGAGGGGAGCUUGAUAGACUUCUAAAUAGGAAGAUAGAGGAACCAAGCUUUGACAUUUCUGUCGAGGGAAAGGGUGUUGUUUCAGCUGUGGUUGAGUUGUUGCAUAGUCAGAAUGUACGGUACUAAAUGUCCCAUUCCUUCAAGAGCUGAUUAUUAGAGAUUCGAUAAGCCUUUAAUCAGGGGAAAAAAAAAGGCUAAAAAUGAUAAAAAGAGAAUUCCUUUUUAUUAUUUGUUAAUCUCUAGAUUAAAAGGAGCGCUUAUGUCCCGGGCUUGGGCUUGGUAUGCUCGGGAAUAAAACUCCAGACCUUGUUGGAGAGGUUUUGUAGAUGUAAUGUUGAAGGCAAUGGUAAUAUUCAAUGUAGACAAAAUUUGAGUCACGGUGUUCUAUUGCUAAUUACAUGUAUAGAUUAUAGACGUUCCUAAAAAGAACUUUGUAUGUAUAGAUUAUAGACCAUUUUCAGGAAAUUUGUACGUAUAGAUUGGAUUCAGCUGGUUUCUGUGGAAGAUA